AUGUCUUCUACAUUCUUUCAGAAUGUGCCUUCUGAUACACAUGAAUGGGAACAAGCAGCAAUUGCUGCAAGAGUCUUAGGUAGGUCACCGAAGUUUUUCAAACGCUUUCAAUCUGGAUCAGAGGUCACGCAAAAGCAAUUUCUUCUUUACCGCACAAUUUGUCUAGCCAUCGAGGUACCAGAUAGGCUUCGCAUCAGCAAGUUCAACUACUUUCGCCUCCGGGACGCCGAGAGAAUACUACGAGAAUCCAUAACAUUCCAGAAUUAUAUUCUGGCUAUUUCGUUAGGACAGACUCUGGGUUUAGGAGACUUCGGCCUGGUACUAGAGCAACAACUUGAAAUAAGGGAAGUUUUGGAAGACCCUAUUAAAAUGCAGCUGAAACUUACCGAGUUUGAUGAAUCAAUUGUGAACACCAGUUUGAUCUAUUUCUUGCAGGCUUUGACCAGAACAAUCCCUCCAGACACUCCGAAUCACCCUAGGUGCAAGUGGAGGCUCAAAAAGAUCGCCCUCCGUGCUCACUUUGGAAAUGUGAACGGGCAAAAUCAUGGGUUUGUAGCAAUUACUGAUGGUCAAAUGCAAGAUAUUACUACCGGUAGAAUAAAGGCCAUUGGCCAAUGCAAAAAGGGUCGCAGGCAAAAUCAUACACCACAGGUUGACAUGCAAGAGGCUUCAGAGCUCGUGGCAUUGAUUAUGGAAUACCCUGAUGGCAGACUACAGCGAGUCAUGAUAUCGCAAGACGGUGAUGAGAUAUACAUUACAUUUGCCCAGUACGGAACGAACUGGGUGAAACACAUUAACUGUCAAUCAGUCUUGAGGCCUGGCUUUAUGAUUCUGAGACGAUUUGGACCUUGGAAAAUCGGAGACCCUGCCGAUAUGAAACAUCUAGCAACUAUUAUGCUUACAAUCAUCCUUGGCUGAUUUCUCGGCCAGGAUGCAAUACCGGUUUUCAUUGACCAGGCUAAAUCUGCCGGCUUUCUUUUUGCCAGGCUGUAAUGCCGGUUUUUUUUUUUUUCUUUCCAGGCCAGCAAUACUAUGCAUAAUCAACUCUCCCUGCAGGGAUUCGAAGUCCUAGCUCAUGUAUAGACGAUCAAAGCAAAUAAGUACAGAACGAAUAAAUAAAGGAUUAUUGGCAUACCCCAUAUAAUUACAGCUCAGAUUGGUAAGUAGGAAAAGUAAUAUACUUUCAU
Messenger RNA from Aspergillus wentii DTO 134E9, 1187 nucleotides. RefSeq lists its product as uncharacterized. Bases 1 to 918 code for a protein of 305 amino acids. The transcript is spliced from 2 exons. Lineage: Eukaryota; Fungi; Ascomycota; Eurotiomycetes; Eurotiales; Aspergillaceae. The record is from RefSeq and is a predicted model, not a curated record.